GGUGCAUUAAUGGCUGUGUUUAGUAGCCAGCUAGUGGAAGUAAGUUAACCGUAGUCUCUCAACCUGCUACAAAACGAAGUCCCCAGCCCAGAGGUACCUGCUGCAGAAAGCCCCAGUUGUCAAAAUAUAUUGCAAGAAAUUGAGUGAGAACGCCACGCAGUGCGCACUUAAAACCACAGAACCACCACUGCAAUACAGACCUACACUCAGAAUAAAAGGACUGGCUGAAGUGAAAGUGACAUCUUGAGUGGUGUAAGCACAGAGACUAAACAUGUCAGACGUAGAGGACAUGGAUACAUCAACCACAGAGAUGAACAGAAACAAUGAAGUCUCUGGACCAGAACAGCAACGGCUCCAUGACCUUUCGCAAAUACAGAUUUGUGUGCCCACAGGAACAUCCAGUGGCCCUGUAACAGUGAUACAGUCACAGCCUCAACGGUCUAGUGUUUCUCAAAGUGCUUUUACUUAUAAGGCAGAAACAUCCGAGGACGUGUCUGAAGACGCAAGUUCAUCAGCCCGAGAUACUGCCGAUCGGUACUCUGAGACUUUUGGAGGAGGGACACCUUCAGCAACCUGUGUUAAUUUCCCAAGCUCUGAUAAUGACCCAGACCUGUAUCAAGCAGAUAAUGACUUUAAGGUGAAGCAUCCUUCAGCACCCCUGUAUGACCCCAGACACUAUGGCAAUCCUCAGUUAUCCUCUUCCAAAGAGAUGAGUGUGGAUUCUCCUGCUGAAGGAGAUAAUGGCUCUGCUAGAAACAAACAAUCACAGCGAGAUCAGCAUUCUCCCAUCAACCCCCAAAGCACUCAUGAUGUGGACCCAGACCUGUAUCAAGCACCCCUGUAUGACCCCAGACACUUUGGCAAUCCUCAGUCAUCUUCUUCCAAAGAGAUGAGUGUGGAUUCUCCUGCUGAAGGAGAUAAUGGCUCUGCUAGAAACAAACAAUCACAGCGAGAUCAGCAUUCUCCCAUCAACCCCCAAAGCACUCAUGAUGUGGACCUGAAUCGGGCAAAGGACGAGACCGAGGAAAAGCAGAACACUGGACCUUUAGAUGAGGCUACAGUCUAUGUCAGUGUGGAGUGGCCUGGGAAAGCAAUAUUGUCAUGGAAGUCUACACUUCAAAAAAGUCUCCAGUCGUGGUUGAAUAAUAACUUUAAAGAAACAGAAUGCACCGUGGAAAGGCUGAACGGAAACUUGGCAGAAGUCAAGAUACAUCCCCCAUCAGUCAUUGAGGACCUUCUGAAGCGGAAGGAAACACAGGUGACCUUCAAAGACAAGGCCAAGACAUCAGCCACUGUGCGGUUUCACAGGGCUAUACCACCAGCAUGUAAACCCUGGUUUCAAUCAAACAGUAAUCUCAGCUCAAUGGAAGUCUUGCCUCCAACAUCUGCACACAUGCCACAGGAUGUCAAACUCCCAAUAACUGUAAGUGCUAGCAUUGACAUCGGUGGCUACAAACCUGAAGUACGGGCUGCCCUUCUCCGUCAUUACCACACCACCGAUCACAAGUUGGCUGUAAAAGGGAGCUUUGAUGAAGUGAACCAGUUCUACAGAGAGUUGACCAAGAUCGUCAGGGAAGCGGAAACCGAGCCAGAAGCGGAUUGGAACGAUAAUGCAGAAGCGGCACAAAGCAUGACUCACAAUGGAAUGAAGACCCAUGAAGACCCUGGGCAGAAGGAAAUUAGCUUUCCAGUCCCACUGAUCCACUUUGUGUACUUGAAUCAGGCCUACCGGAAGGAGAUGGAGGACAUAGAGAAAAGAAAUGGAGUCAAAAUCAAUGCAGAAGUGAAGGUGUCCAUCAAAGAGGACACACAGAAAACAGGCAGAGAUUUUAUGCUGACCAAAGCCCACCAGGAGUUCAGUGACCUCUUCCAGAAGUGUGUAGUUGAUUUGGACAGCAUUUCCACCCAUCUGACACCUGGGGAUCCAGGAGACCUCAUGAAUACGCUGAAAAACAUCCAGAAUGAGGAGACCAGGCUGGUACUAAAUUUGUCUGCCAAUGGCUGCGUUGUGUUUGGGCCGGCUCAGGCCAUCAUGGCAGUCGGGAAGGCUUUUGGGAUGAAGACUACAGUAAUGACAUUUGGAAUGGAUCACAGCUCCACAGAGAAAGCAUCUGGAUUUGCUGGAGGACCUGUUUUGAGAUCUCCAAAAACACCACGGAUGAUUGGGAUGGACAUCAAAGAUCCACUUUUGUCACAUGGGCUGGCCAUGGACCAGACUCACUGGGAUCUAAUGAAAUCUGCCUUUCAUGAGAAAAUAACAGCAAUGAAAAAUAAAUUUGGAGUGGAUUUCAUGGAGGAAAAGUCUCCAGGCAAGGUAAAAAUUAAAACCAGACCUACAACAUCACACAAUCCACAGGCAGUCUCCCUGGAAAGCCACGCCAUCAGAGCUCUGAUGCACUUCUACCAGAAGGUUGCGACAUCAGCGAUGAGCUGCCACCUGCUGGACCCUACCCAUGCAAAGACUGUGGGGGACAAGCUGGAGGAGAUCCACCCUCGACACCGCUGUGUCUGGGCAGGAGAAAACUAUGGUCCCUGGAGGCUGAUCGGCCUACCGCAACAUUUGGGCCCUGCUGUCAAAGAGCUAGAGAUGAUGCUGAAAAUGCCUAUGUUUAAAGAAGAAGACAAGCACAAGAUUGAGUAUCCUGGAGACAGAUCCAGCACUGGAGCAGCCACCGGGGGAGCAGUCGGAGAUGGAGGAGCCACAGGAGGGCCUGAAGAUGAUAAUUGCUCCAUAUGCAUGGACAGAUUUAUCAACAAGACGAAGUUGUCCUGCAGCCAUGAGUUUUGUACAGAUUGUCUGAGGAAGGCAGUGGAAUUCUCAGGCCCCAGCUGUCCUUUGUGUAAGGAUAUGUUUGGAAAGGUGGAGGGAGACCAGCCUGAGGGAACAAUGAAAGUGAAACAUGAAAGUUACCCGUGCAUACCUGGAUACCGUGGCUAUGGCAUGAUAGUUAUCAACUAUGAUAUACCAAGUGGAAAACAGACAAAGAAACAUUCCAACCCUGGAAAAGGGUUCAUUGGGACCCAUAGAAUAGCUUAUCUCCCUGACAACCAGGAGGGCAACGAAGUGCUGAAGUUACUGGAGAGAGCUUUCGACCAGAAGCUGAUUUUCACAGUUGGGACCUCCAGAACCACUGGGACAGACGACUGUGUGACAUGGAACGACAUUCACCACAAGACCAACAUCGAUGGAGGGGCACAAGGUUUUGGUUACCCUGACCCUGACUACCUGAGCAGAGUGAAGAAUGAGCUGAAAGCCAAAGGCAUUGAAUGAAGACAGUCUUGAAAAUAGAACAGACUAGUUCAGUUGAGAUUUUAAACUGUUUAGAAUAGAUGCCUCUUAAAGAGUUGAUCCAUAAUAACAGUACACUUUCUAAUCAAACCGGGAUGGGACAUGUAUUCUAUGAAAUCAAGAUGUUUGUUGAUUUAAUAUGCCAUAUUUACAAUAUCAUUGUAACCUCAGUGUGGGUUGUUUUGACUAAACUAAUGUACUACAAUAAUCUUUGAGAAUAGUUGUGUGUCUGGAACCAUUUUGAUCAAGAUAAAAAAAAAUUAACCAUACAUUUGUCUAAACAAAUGGAAACUUUUGGUUUAGUUUUGAUUGGUGUACAAAUAGUUCAUAAGAUGCUUGAAUGCAGGGUGACAUGUAAAGCUAUGACAAAAAUACAUGUAUUGAAUGAAUAGAACUAAGGAACAUAAAAAGCACUGACAGAAUUAUCAAACAAUUAUACAGAAUAGUUUGCCUAAUGACAAACUGAGCUUUUUUCUACAUACUUCAGACUUAGAAAGAACUGCCAUUGUUUUUUGGGGUGAAGUCUAAAUGAGGGAUGUUGUACAAAACAAAGUGAUCAGCUUUAGCUCCGCCCGCACGCUGGUGAGUUUUUCACUUUAUUGCGGAAACUAACGUCCGUGGCACAGCGUUCGGCCGGAGCAGGGAGUUUGGGUAGCCAGGCAAUAGAAUAGUAACAUUGAGUGGAAACAACUUCAAUAUAUUAUAAUUACCAGUUGGUGAGCUCUCAUUAGAUAAAGAUACUUGCUGGAACUGAAAAGCUUGGUUCAGUGCUCACUUAUGAAGGACACGUGUUAUUGUGUGUGAUAAACAAGGGUGAGCGUUCGAGUUUAAGUUUGCUUUGAAUUUUGUUUGAUGAUUGGCAAUGGGAAUAAAACACAUUAGAGAGUGAUCUCA
Salvelinus namaycush (lake trout) is the source of this 4183-nucleotide messenger RNA. RefSeq names its product E3 ubiquitin-protein ligase DTX3L-like. Gene Ontology annotation, biological process: protein ubiquitination; Notch signaling pathway. The transcript is spliced from 16 exons. NCBI's taxonomy places the organism in Eukaryota, Metazoa, Chordata, Actinopteri, Salmoniformes, Salmonidae. The coding region runs from base 272 to 3271 and encodes 999 amino acids. Gene Ontology annotation, molecular function: metal ion binding. The record is from RefSeq and is a predicted model, not a curated record.